GAACUAUAUAGGUACCGUCGAUUCCACUCCACUUCAAUUUUCAACAUCUUACAGGUUCUACCAUCUAGAGCUUUUGAAAAUUAGACUUUCUAUCGCUAUCGUCAACGUUAUCACCAUACACAUUUCACUACUUGUUCAAUUUUGGGACGAAUGAAAAGUUCAAUUUGAACGUAGGUUCAGGUGGAGAACAUCCUGAUCCAAGUGGAAUCAUGGCCACCGACGACUCGUCCGAUGACUCGUCCGAUAACCCUUUCAUCCGUUUCAAAAGACACAUUGAUAAUAACGUCCAACGAGGAUUCUAUACUAUCUUUGGGUCAUCGACAACUGUGGCCACAAAUACCGGCAAUAAUAUGUCAACCGUCAGUCCAGAUUAUAAUUCAUUUCCAAGGGAGCCAGAAACCACCUCAUCAAAUUCGGAAAUGCUAAGUCGCGACGGAGGGAAUGCUAGCGUAGACGAUGUUCUUUCUUGGGCUGUUUCAUCAUCUUAUUCCCCAGCAAAUCUUCAGUCUUUGGCACAACCACGCCCUAACGACGCACCUCCAGAUUACCCAGAUUGCUUUACCUUCCGAGAUGCAUUCGAAGAUCUCUUGGUAGCGAGCAAUGGGCGACCACUUUCUGAUCUGCGGAGGCUUCUGUUGGCCAAACAGUUCGAAAAUUUCAAAUACUCCCCUUGGGGCAUUCCCGUCGAGGCGUGGGUGAGUAGCAUUGGACGACAAAGUCUUUGGGGCGCCUACUUUCCGCUUUCUUCAACAGCCGAGCGUCAGCUAUCCUACGGCUUGGCAUCACCCUAUCUAUUUCGGACUAAGGAGAAGACCUUCAGCCAACCGCAAACUUUCACGUGGUCAGCAGUUGCUUUUCCACACUGGGAAUAUCAUUUCCCACCGUCUGACCACGACUGGACUAGAUACAACGAGGAAUCAUCUAAACCCGAAGCCGAAACAAACCAGUGCCAAGAGGCAGAUACAGAAGAAGCCCUGUAUACGAACUCUCCAUCCAAAUUUACUACAAAUAGUCGAGUUGGAAUAGACGUUCUUCUCGCGAAACAGACUGAUACCAAACCCAGGUCAACCCAAGAUCCCACUUUCUCGGAUCCCAAGACAGCGCCAGUUUCUCAAACCAUAGAAACUCCUAGCGGCGGCAAGAUCCUAAAAACAGUUCAAGAACGCACUCGUAAUGGUGGAACCGAAACGACGACGACUACACGACAAUUUGACGCGGACGGUAAUUUAAUAGCACAAGGCGAAGAAACCAGCUGGGCAUGGUCGCGCGCAUUCCCAGGUAGAACCCCGUUAUGUAAAGGCAAGGAAACCUCGAGUUCUGAUACUGAAGUUACAACCUCGUCUUCCGUGAGCGGCGAGGCAAAUAUUCGGGGGAGUGGAAAAGUCAGCGGCUGGUUCUGGACGAGAUGACGUAUUGAAGUAUUUCGGCGUUGUACGUUUCCUCGCAUAGGUAACUACCUAGUAUAUAUUCCUGCAGGAAGUAUGUUCAGAUGCGUUGAAUAAGGCAUAGGCAAAGGCAAGUGUAUCUGCCUAUCUAAGUUACCAGCCAACCC
Annulohypoxylon maeteangense is the source of this 1552-nucleotide messenger RNA. RefSeq lists its product as uncharacterized. The transcript has a single exon. The coding region runs from base 210 to 1409 and encodes 399 amino acids. The record is from RefSeq and is a predicted model, not a curated record. NCBI's taxonomy places the organism in Eukaryota, Fungi, Ascomycota, Sordariomycetes, Xylariales, Hypoxylaceae.